GCGUCUAUCAUUGAUUUUGUCAUGAGGGGAACACGUUCCACCACACGAAGCAGUUUCCAGUACUGCCAUGUACCACCGCACUCGCAAUCGCGCCUUGUACAGCCCCUACACGUGUUGCCCAUCCCGCCUUCGCGCGACGCGUGUCCGGUAACAUGGUCGCCUCAUUGCAGCGGCGAUUGACCCCUUGAGUCGCCUACUUAUAGAGCAAGGAGAUCAUCUAGCGAACCCUAGCCCAAGCAACACACCACCACCUACUACCAUGAACAACGCCUCUCUUUGCGACAGCUGCCACAAACGCCCCAAACAUGCCAAUCACCGUUAUUGCGGCAAGACGUGUGCAGCAGCAGCUCAAGUUGCCGCUCCCGCACGUCGCAAGGCUCACGCGCAAGGCCAAGGUCAUGCGAGUGGUCAGCCAACGGCAAAGUCACGAAAUGCCGGCGCGAAUGCAGCUGGAAAUCAGACUCAAUCGCCGGCUCAGCUCUGCAAGGCCUGCAAGAAGAAACCCGCGUUCGGCGGCUUCGACUACUGCGGCAAGUACUGCGCUAGCCAGGCGGGCAAGGCAGCGUCUCAGCCCGCUCAAGCAAAGCCUCGGAACGCUCCCUCUGCUACUCCUGCAAAGGCCCCAUCGAAGCCGUCUGGAGGGAAGAACACAUCCGUACCUGCACCUGCAUCUGCGCCUGCGCAGAAGCAGCACGGUAACGUUCAUCAAGCUCCCGCUCAAGCCCACCCAGACACCGAUUCCGAUGACGACUAUCUAGACGCCUACCCAGACUCAGACUCGGACCUCGACGCCUACCCCUCCGGGUCCGAAUCCGAGCCGGACGACUCCGAUCCGCCCACACCCGUUAUGCCCACCCUGCCUUCCGCUCAGCAUAGCGGAAGCGGCAAGAAGGCCAGUGCUCAAGCUGGCCAUGGGGCAUCCCACCAGACCAAGCAGGCGGGAGCAGGAGCGGCGCAGGUCGGGCAAUGCCUCAUCCCGCGAUGCGGCAAUGCACCGUACGUCGACAGCAAGUCUGGGGUGGCGUCCGACUUUUGCUCAUCGAGACACCGAGAAGAAGCGGUGAGUAUCGGACAGGCCGAUGGCUGUAUCAUGUGCAGGAAGUUCCCGCAGGGGAGUAACGACUACUUCUGUAGCCGUGCUUGUAGGGAGCAGGCGCUGAAGAAGCCGUGAGGAUCAACUUUACACGGUCCUCGUAGUUUGUUGUACCUGUAGUGGUCCUAUUUAUUCGUCUGUAUCGUGUUGUACCAUCAAUGUACCUCUUCAAUCUGUC
This is a messenger RNA of Coniophora puteana RWD-64-598 SS2, 1271 nucleotides long. RefSeq lists its product as uncharacterized. NCBI's taxonomy places the organism in Eukaryota, Fungi, Basidiomycota, Agaricomycetes, Boletales, Coniophoraceae. The transcript has 5 exons. The record is from RefSeq and is a predicted model, not a curated record. The coding region runs from base 260 to 1171 and encodes 303 amino acids.